GAAGGGAGCGCGUCCGCCCGGCCCCCGCCCCGCAGAAUGGACUGCUGAAUUGGGAUUUAUUGCAGACUCAACUGUACAGCGCUGCUUGUUGCUUCAUCUAUUACUAGUUAUUUAAAUUGGACUUUUAAUAUCCUGCCAGCUGCUGUCCACACACACAUGGUGCAUUGUUGCCAUUCUCAGAAUUGCAUCUUUGAAACCCAGGCCCUCAGUAACCUUCAUCGAAGAAAGAGGCGACCUCCUGCGUACACUUGUAGAGGGAGUUUUUGGCCCUGCUGCCCUCUGGCUUUCUGGCUGUUGCUGUAUUUCUGAGACACUAUGGAGCCCAGUAUGGAGUACUGCUUAGCACAGGUGCUGCAGAAGGAUGUUGGAAAAAGACUUCAGGUUGGCCAGGAAUUGAUAGAUUAUUUCUCAGAUAAGCAGAAGUCAGCUGAUCUUGAACAUGAUCAGACUAUGCUGGAUAAAAUGGUUGAUGGACUGGCCACUUCCUGGGUAAAUUCCAGCAAUUAUAAGGUGGUUCUCCUAGGGAUUGACAUCAUCUCUGCGCUUGUGUCCCGCUUGCAAGAUCGCUUCAAGGCCCAGAUUGGCACAGUGCUGCCAAGUUUACUUGAUAGGCUGGGAGAUUCUAAGGACUCAGUGAGGGAGCAGGAUCAGACCUUGCUGCUGAAAAUCAUGGAACAAGCUGCUAACCCUCAGUACGUGUGGGACAGGAUGCUAGGAGGAUUCAAACACAAGAAUUUUCGGACAAGAGAAGGGAUUUGUCUCUGCCUUAUUGCAACACUCAAUGCAUCUGGAGCUCAGAGUUUAACACUGAGUAAGAUAGUGCCACAUAUAUGUAACUUACUUGGAGAUCCAAACAGUCAGGUUCGAGAUGCAGCAAUAAACAGCCUUGUGGAAAUUUACAGACAUGUUGGUGAACGUGUAAGGGCUGAUCUCAGUAAAAAAGGAUUACCCCAAUCUCGGUUGAAUGUAAUUUUUACGAAAUUCGAUGAGGUCCAAAAAUCUGGAAACAUGGUCCAGACUUCAGUUGAUAAAAUUUUUGAUGAUGAAGACUCUGUGGAUGGGAACAGACCUUCCUCAGCCAGCUCCUCUACAUCUUCAAAAGCCCCUGCAAACUCACGCAGAGUUGGGAUGGGCACUACCCGCAGACUUGGCUCUGCAGCUCUGGGCUCCAAGUCUUCAACAGCCAAAGAGGGAGCAGGUGCUGUGGAUGAAGAAGACUUCAUUAAGGCAUUUGAAGAUGUCCCAACAGUUCAGAUUUAUUCCAGCCGGGAUCUUGAGGAAUCCAUAAACAAGAUCAGAGAGAUACUAUCAGAUGAUAAACAUGACUGGGAACAGAGAGUUUCUGCGUUGAAAAAGAUCCGCUCCUUACUUUUGGCUGGAGCUGCAGAAUAUGAUAACUUCUUCCAACACCUAAGACUUUUGGAUGGAGCAUUUAAAUUAUCUGCUAAAGACCUGCGGUCUCAAGUCGUACGAGAGGCUUGUAUCACAUUGGGACAUUUGUCAUCAGUUCUGGGAAACAAGUUUGACCAUGGGGCAGAAGCCAUCAUGCCAACAAUUUUUAAUUUAAUUCCAAAUAGUGCCAAAGUCAUGGCCACUUCUGGUGUUGUAGCAGUUAGAUUAAUCAUUCGACACACGCACAUCCCUCGGUUAAUACCCAUCAUAACCAGUAAUUGUACUUCCAAGUCUGUUGCUGUUAGAAGGCGCUGCUUUGAAUUUUUAGACUUGCUGUUGCAGGAGUGGCAAACACACUCCUUAGAGAGACACAUAUCAGUGUUAGCUGAAACAAUAAAGAAGGGAAUUCAUGAUGCAGACUCUGAAGCCAGGAUAGAGGCAAGAAAGUGCUACUGGGGUUUCCACAGUCACUUCAGCCGAGAGGCAGAGCAUUUGUACCACACCUUGGAGUCGUCCUAUCAGAAGGCCCUGCAGUCACAUUUGAAGAACUCUGACAGCAUCGUGUCCUUGCCACAGUCGGAUCGCUCCUCCUCCAGCUCCCAGGAGAGUCUCAACCGUCCACUCUCUGCCAAAAGAAGUCCUACUGGAAGUACAACAUCAAGAGCAUCUACAGUAAGUACAAAAUCUGUGUCAACACCAGGAUCUCUGCAGCGAUCCCGCAGUGACGUCGAUGUGAAUGCAGCAGCUAGUGCCAAGUCAAAAGUGACGUCUUCUGGAGCAGCCACCCCCUUCAGUUCUGCUGCAGCCUUACCCCCAGGGUCAUACGCAUCACUAGGUCGGAUUCGCACCAGGAGGCAGAGCUCUGGCAGUGCCACAAGUGUCACCUCGACGCCUGCUGAUACUCGAGGCCGCAGCCGGGCUAAAGUAGUUUCGCAGUCCCAGCCUGGUAGCCGGUCUAGCUCUCCGGGUAAGCUCUUAGGAAGCUCCUAUGGUGGCCUGAGCAGUGGAGCAUCCAGAGUCCAGCCAGUGCCAUCAUCCUCAGAGAAGCGCAGCAAGAUUCCUCGGAGCCAGGGCUGCAGUCGGGAGACGAGUCCCAACAGAAUAGGCCUAGCACGGAGCAGUCGCAUCCCCCGACCCAGCAUGAGUCAGGGGUGCAGUCGUGAUACCAGCCGUGAGAGCAGUCGAGAUACAAGCCCUGCUCGGGGCUUCCCUCCACUUGACCGGUUUGGACUCGGACAGCCAGGCAGGAUGCCUGCUUCUGUGAAUGCCAUGCGAGUCCUGAGCACCAGCACAGAUCUGGAGGCUGCUGUGGCCGAUGCACUGAAAAAGCCAGUGAGAAGAAGAUACGAGCCCUAUGGGAUGUACUCUGACGACGAUGCCAACAGCGACGCGUCCAGCGCGUGCUCGGAGCGCUCCUACGGCUCCAGGAAUGGCGGCAUCCCACACUACCUGCGGCAGACUGAGGAUGUGGCUGAGGUCCUGAACCACUGUGCCAGCUCCAACUGGUCUGAAAGGAAAGAAGGACUCAUAGGUCUUCAGAAUUUACUGAAAAGCCAGCGGACACUGAGCCGAGUCGAGUUAAAAAGGCUGUGUGAAAUAUUUACUCGCAUGUUUGCUGACCCUCACAGCAAGAGAGUUUUCAGCAUGUUUUUGGAAACCCUGGUUGAUUUCAUCAUCAUUCAUAAAGAUGAUUUGCAGGAUUGGCUUUUUGUUCUCCUGACCCAGUUGCUAAAGAAAAUGGGAGCAGAUUUGUUGGGGUCUGUGCAGGCAAAAGUUCAAAAAGCUCUGGAUGUCACCAGGGAUUCUUUUCCAUUUGAUCAGCAAUUUAACAUUUUGAUGAGGUUUAUUGUAGAUCAGACCCAGACACCAAACCUGAAGGUGAAAGUUGCUAUCCUGAAGUAUAUUGAGUCCUUGGCAAGACAGAUGGAUCCAACAGACUUUGUGAACUCCAGUGAGACAAGACUUGCUGUAUCUAGAAUUAUAACUUGGACUACAGAACCAAAGAGCUCAGAUGUGAGAAAGGCAGCACAAAUAGUCCUGAUUUCUCUCUUUGAACUGAACACUCCUGAGUUUACCAUGUUACUUGGUGCCUUGCCAAAAACAUUCCAGGAUGGUGCUACCAAGCUCCUGCACAACCACCUCAAGAACUCCAGUAACACCAGUGUGGGCUCCCCCAGCAAUACCCUUGGUCGGACUCCUUCCCGGCACUCCAGCAGCAGAACCAGCCCCUUAACUUCACCUACCAACUGUUCCCAUGGUGGACUGUCUCCAAGUCGGCUCUGGGGUUGGAGUGCAGAUGGGCUGUCGAAGCACCCCCCUCCCCUUUCUCAGCCUAACUCCAUCCCCACUGCUCCUUCCCACAAGACUUUCAGACGCUCUUACUCUCCCAGUAUGCUGGAUUAUGACACGGAGAACCUAAACUCUGAUGAAAUCUACAGCUCUCUUCGUGGAGUCACAGAAGCAAUUGAGAAAUUUAGUUUCCGUAGUCAAGAGGACCUGAAUGAGCCAAUCAAACGUGAUGGAAAGAAAGACUGUGACAUUGUGUCUCGAGAUGGUGGCCUUGCUCUCCCUAGUGGUGAUGUCCGUGGAAGCAGUGACAUUGUGGAAGGCGGAAGGAUGGCUCUGGAUAACAAAACCUCCCUCCUGAACACGCAGCCUCCCCGCGCCUUUUCAGGGCCCCGUGCUCGGGAGUACAACCCCUAUCCUUACACUGACACCAUCAACACUUACGACAAGACUGCCCUGAAGGAGGCAGUGUUCGAUGAUGACAUGGAUCAGCUUCGGGAUGUACCCAUUGACCAUUCGGAUUUGGUGGCUGAUCUUCUGAAAGAGCUCUCCAACCACAACGAGCGGGUGGAGGAGCGGAAAGGAGCUCUCCUGGAAUUGCUAAAGAUCACAAGGGAAGAUAAUCUUGGAGUUUGGGAGGAGCAUUUCAAAACCAUUCUGCUCUUGCUGCUGGAAACGCUUGGAGACAAAGAUCAUUCAAUAAGAGCCCUGGCACUGCGUGUGCUGAGGGAGAUCCUGCGGAACCAGCCGGCGAGGUUUAAGAACUAUGCGGAGUUGACUAUCAUGAAAACACUGGAAGCACAUAAGGAUUCCCACAAGGAGGUUGUCAGAGCUGCUGAAGAAGCUGCUUCCACCCUGGCGAGUUCCAUCCACCCCGAGCAGUGCAUCAAGGUGCUUUGCCCCAUCAUUCAGACUGCAGAUUAUCCAAUUAACUUAGCUGCCAUCAAAAUGCAAACAAAAGUCAUCGAGAGGAUUUCCAAGGAAUCGUUGCAUCAGCUCCUACCUGAUAUCAUUCCUGGGUUGUUACAGGGUUAUGAUAACACAGAGAGCAGUGUCCGAAAAGCCAGUGUAUUUUGCCUAGUGGCUAUUUAUUCAGUAAUUGGAGAAGAACUGAAACCUCAUCUCGCACAACUCACAGGAAGCAAGAUGAAGCUACUAAACUUGUAUAUCAAGAGGGCACAGACCACCAACAGCAACAGCAGCUCCUCUUCAGAUGUUUCAACGCACAGUUAAUGGAGAUCUGUGGACAAAUGUGUAGACUUAGAAGCAAUCAACGGUGCCUCUCAGAGACCUUUCUGCUACUCUUCACUGGCGCGCUCCAUCAGCUUAAGGAGGCCAUGCAGAUAUUUAUUGCAAUCAGUAUUUUAGUCCCUUAAAAGCUUUUAUGUAGAAUCUUACUGGUAUUGAAUGUAAAGGAAGCAAGGUCUGUGUCGCAGUCUUCAUUAAAAGUGAACAUCAGAAAGCCAUACUUAAACAUAUUUGUAUAGCCUGCUGAAAUCUCAGAAAUAUGUUUAGGUUAGCAUUCUAACACUGAGUCCAAGAACCUGGACACAGGUAAAAGUCAAACAAAUCUUGUUGGUUUAGUUCAUACCCAGUUUUGAUUUCUGUGUGCUAGUUACCUGCCCUCUCCCUCCAUCCAUUCUGGCUGGGUUCUCCUCUUCUUUCAAGUCUUGUGUUCCUGUUUUGUACUCCCUGUCACAGCUUGCCUAACUUCCAGGGCUCUCCAUGGGGAGGUCUUUGCAGGUGUGGCUGUGAUUCCAGCCUCAGAUGCUUUAAUAUUGAGAGAUGCCAAGUGAGUAAUGAAAACGUAGGUUCUUUUUAAACAUCUGAGUUUUGUACAUAGUUCUGACAGACUCCAGAUGGGCUGAUCUCUCUCUAACUGCUCUCCAGCCAGCUGUGCUGUCCAUAAAAGCUGGGUUCUUGCUCUUUUCAUUGACUUUGUAAAUACUUCUCCCCUCUCAACCCAUUUGGCUCUUUCAUAUGUUCAAAAGACUCUUCAGGUUACCUGUUACUCCCCAAAGGGAACCUGAGACCCAUUUCUGGGACCGACGUCUGCAAUUAGGAUGGUGGAGUUAGGUGGGUGGGAUUGGGUUAGGCUCUGAGUGCGUCAGUGGGUGGGCAGUGGGAGCUGGCAGAGCUGUACUUCAGUGCCAGCUGUUUUCCUUGAAAUCUGUAGCAUCAAAGGGCUGAUCUGCUGCUCUGACUGACCCACUGAUGCUGGAUGGCUUUGUCCCCACAACUCCUUUUAACUUUGGUCAAAAUGUUUAUCCCAGAGGACAGAAAGGGUAUCUGAAUCUGAACAGAACUACCACAUGGAAGCACCUCUGAGCCAGCUGAAACAGUGCUGGUUGCCUGCCACAGCCCCUCCUGUUCCUCAAGACCCUGUAGUGCUGUUACCUGCCUUUAGAAGCCUCCUUUGUGCUAUCUCAAUGCACAAGUCUGCUGAAUGCUCUGCAUUUUAGAAGAGUGGUGGUCCCUCACUGAGCACUGCUGACAGCAGGGUGCUCUGGGUGAGGGUGCAGCAGGGAAGGUCCUUUUGCAGCCUAAUGACACAGACCAGGUCAGAGGCAAGCCAGCAGCAAUCAAAUACCCUAUGGCACAGCCCCUCCCUGAACAGAGACCCUUCUUUUUCAAAGGGGGAGCUCCCCCUGGCUCUGCCUGUAACCACGGAAGGCAAGAGGUUGCUAAUUAAUUAACGUGCUAUGUUUGGCCCUGGGCUGGAUCCUGGCUGAUGGGCAUGCCUACCCCAAACCUGCCAUGGAUCACAGCUGAGGUUUUGCUCCCAGCACCAGUGAUGCAAGAGGAUGAUGGACUUGCAGCUUAUGGCUGCAGCUGUGGUGAUGGAUGUGUGCUCCCUGGCUGCUCCCAGUGCCCUGGAGUCUCUUCCACUUCCUCCAUCUCCACUUUAGGGAGCUGAAGGAGCACCUUGGGAACAUACUGAGAACAUGAGACUCUUACUGAACACUGACUCUUACUA
Sturnus vulgaris (Common starling) is the source of this 6655-nucleotide messenger RNA. Lineage: Eukaryota; Metazoa; Chordata; Aves; Passeriformes; Sturnidae. The record is from RefSeq and is a predicted model, not a curated record.